This is a messenger RNA of Capronia epimyces CBS 606.96, 1299 nucleotides long. RefSeq lists its product as uncharacterized. The coding region runs from base 1 to 1299 and encodes 432 amino acids. NCBI's taxonomy places the organism in Eukaryota, Fungi, Ascomycota, Eurotiomycetes, Chaetothyriales, Herpotrichiellaceae. The record is from RefSeq and is a predicted model, not a curated record. The transcript has a single exon.
AUGAAGCGACUCAAUCGGUUCUUGAACCGAGUCAAGCCCCAGACUCGCGGCCCGGCUCCCGCUCAAGCUCCAGUCUCAGCCCCUCAAUCACAAGCAGCCGCUGCCGGUCCGCCUCGCACCGAACAGCCAACUCUGAACAUCGCAUCGCAGAACUCACCAGGGUCAACUUUGAACAUAGCAUUGCAGAAUCAGACCACCUCCAACACGGUGUAUGCUUAUAUCACCGGUCAAGCGAUCGAUAACAACAACGCGCUGUUCCUACUUCAGGCCGACGGGAGGACGCCAUACUACCCCACGUCUCCCAGUGCCGUGGGAGGCAGCAUCCAGCAAAAUUGUGCCAUUGUCCUUGGACCCCCGGGCAAUACCGUGACUGCGACGAUUCCUCAUAUCGCUGGCGGCCGGAUCUGGUUCUCGAUUGAUGCACCUUUGACCUUUCUCCUCAACCCAGGUCCUGCGCUAGUAGAGCCGUCGGUGACCAACUAUUCCGACCCCAACAUCAACCUCAAUUGGGGGUUUGCGGAAUUCACCUUCAACAGCGACCAGCUCUAUGCCAACAUCAGCUACGUCGACUUUGUCGGCCCACCCGUUGCUCUGACGCUAACGACUCAGAGCGGCGCCACGCAGCAUGUGUCAGGGAUGCCGACCAACGGCCUCGACCAAGUCUGUAACGGCCUGCGCUCUCAGCAUGCGGCAGACGGUCAAGGCUGGGACCAACUGGUCGUGUCACACAACGGACGCAACCUUCGCGCUCUCUCGCCGAACCAAGGCAUGGUGACGAACCCAAACCUGUUUGCAGGCUACUACGACAACUAUGUGAACCAGGUCUGGAGCCGAUUCACCACGCAGUCGUUGUCCAUUGACACGCAGGCCUCGUUCGGGACCGUGUCUGCGAAAGUGUCGUCGGGCACUCUGGCCAUCGGUAACUCAAGCUUUGCGAAACCCUCGACGCGGGACAUUUUCACGUGUUCGACCGGCCCGUUCGCCACGGGGGCCAAUGCCGAGACGAAUGCAAUUAUCCCUCGCCUAGCCGCGGCGUUCAAUCGGUCUACCCUGCUCGUCUCGAAUACUUCGCCCGCGCCACUGAGCUCGUACUACCAGGACCCAACCACGAACCAUUAUUCGCGGAUCGUGCAUCAAGCCAAUCUGGAUGGGAGAGGCUAUGCCUUCCCUUACGACGAUGUACAGCCAUCAGGCGGUGCGGACCAGAGUGGCGAAGUGCACGCGGGGGAUCCUCUGCUGUUUACUGUCACUGUAGGAGGGGGGAAUGCGAGUGUCAAUCCACCCAAGAGAGAGCUAUAA